AUGCAAACCUGUGGGGUAUCCUUAGAAAGUAUCCAAUCUGAAGGUCACCAGUUUGGGAAAGAUGGUGAAGCUGUAAACAAUGCAUCAAAUUCGUCAGAACCAUCUUCAGUAACACACGACGCAGAAAGUCAUCCUCAAGCUAACAUUGUUACGGAAAGUAUAAUGGAAAUUAAUGAAGUGGUACCUUCUGAACCAGUCAAUGUUUGCCAGGUACAAGAGUUUCCAACAAGCAAACGACUGAAAGUCAGUGACACAGAGGAAGUGAAAAUAAUUAAAUUGAAAGCUACAUCAAGUUCUAUUGUAGAGUGGUUGGAAAACCUUGAUGAAGGGGCUACUUUGACUGAUAUGUUGGAGCACUUCAAUGGAUCCAAUCAAGAUUCCAUUGUUGAACUGCUAAAUUGCCUUGAGUUUGACUUUUCAAUAUAUAAGAAAGGUAACGUGUACAAGGCUAUGUAA
This is a messenger RNA of Lathyrus sativus (Indian pea), 456 nucleotides long. Lineage: Eukaryota; Viridiplantae; Streptophyta; Magnoliopsida; Fabales; Fabaceae. The record is from the annotation of a GenBank genome assembly.